This is a messenger RNA of Loxodonta africana (African savanna elephant), 953 nucleotides long. RefSeq names its product small integral membrane protein 30-like. NCBI's taxonomy places the organism in Eukaryota, Metazoa, Chordata, Mammalia, Proboscidea, Elephantidae. The record is from RefSeq and is a predicted model, not a curated record. The transcript is spliced from 2 exons. The coding region runs from base 1 to 204 and encodes 67 amino acids.
AUGGUUGGAGGGGAUUCCAGCAUCAAGACCUCAGUUUCAACACAGUUGUUGUUAGUCCCCAUUUCACUGCUUUUGGUGCUGCCUGUAGUUGAAGCGGUAGACACCGGAAAUGCAAUGGCUGUCUUGUUAGACGUGGCUCUCAGCAUCACAGGCAGUUCUGCUUGUUUAGAGGUAUACCCACAAAAGAGAAAUGGACACGUGUAACUUUGAAGGGCCUCCUGAAUCGAACCUCACCCAUAAAACCUUUGCGGUAUUGAAAUUAAAACUGAGCUUUGAUGUCUGAAAGUUCCAAGAAAAUAGUAAAUAGGGUAGUUUCACCUUUACAUGUUUCCCUAUAAAUGGAAACAGAUCGAUGUAUGUUAAAUGAGGAAAAAUGUUUUCUUUCCAUCAAAAAUACACUAAAAAGUGCAGAUUAUAGUUUUUAUUUGCUGAUUAGAAAGGAGAUGGGCAGGUGAAGGAAUUAGAUAACUAAAACUGGAAGAAGGAAACUCUUGUCCAGAAUCCUAGGAAACCACCAUUGUCUGGUUAUAAUCACGGCCUCCUGAAUCACUGAGAAGUCUUUUCUUCCUAUUGUUAUUGGAUUUGUGCUUUAUUAUAUCCUAAGUUAAUAUUGUACUUAUAUUAUCAAUUAUAGUCCAUCAAAAAUUGAAAUAUUUAUUUCUUUGGGGGAAAAAAGUUUAGAAAAAUUUAUUCAGUGUAUUUAAUAUUGAAAUGGAUGAGUGACUCAAUGUGUAAAAAAACUACGUAUUGACUAUUGAAAUGGAGAAAAGAUUUAUUGUUUAAAACAAACAAGAAAAAACCUUUAUAUUGAUUAACUGAUCAACACCUUCAUGGUAAGAAGUGCUGUAUUAAAUAUAAACUCAUCCUGUCAGAAGUUAAAAAAAUAGAUGUAAAAUGUACAAGGAGACCCCAGCAGCACACAGAUCACAGUAUGUUGUUUCCUACAAUGAGCC